AUGGCUAUUAUUGCAACCCCCUUUUUUUUUCUUUCUAAAAUACUGAAACUGAAAUCGCGUCUCGAAGAAGCAACAAGGAACGUUGGCCCCGGUCUGGGUUACGCUGUGGUUUGGGUAAGUGGUGUCGACUACUGCUUAUUGUCGUCAGUUGCUGUUAAUUACCUUAAGCGAUCAUUUCUUCUUGUUAGGGUAGUCGAUUACCUAGUUCACAAGUGCCUUUGUACCUGUGGGGUGUGGCGCACCUCCUAUGCUCCUGCCAUACCUGAUGACGUGUAUAUCAGGCUAGUGAAACUUGUAACUGAUGAUGUGCCUGGCGUGGACCUGAAUGAUCCGAAUUCGAGGAUUUUUACCUUUCGCCCCUUCUACUUCUCAUUGGGCUUCAUGUCCAUGCUGUUAAAGUUCUUCAGGAUGGAGUUCUUUUACUUCUUCGCGGUGAGGCGCUACAAGAAGUAUGCUCAAGUUCAUGUAUGCAAUGCCAAGCUGUUUGACAGUUUCACUCAAGGAGAUCACUUGUGGCAUGCUAAUGUCUUGGAGGUGAGCAGAAAGUGGGAAGGUGAGGUAGGCGAUGGUCUACUUGUUCCCCUUACCCACUGCGAUGUCUUAUGGAAAGAAGAAUAUCAGCAAGAAGUUGGUUCUCGAACCAAACAUGGCUAA
Molecule: messenger RNA, 654 nt
Organism: Prunus armeniaca (apricot)
Lineage: Eukaryota; Viridiplantae; Streptophyta; Magnoliopsida; Rosales; Rosaceae
Source: the annotation of a GenBank genome assembly